Messenger RNA from Perca flavescens (yellow perch), 1644 nucleotides. RefSeq lists its product as uncharacterized. The coding region runs from base 146 to 949 and encodes 267 amino acids. The transcript has 4 exons. NCBI's taxonomy places the organism in Eukaryota, Metazoa, Chordata, Actinopteri, Perciformes, Percidae. Gene Ontology annotation, cellular component: cytoskeleton. The record is from RefSeq and is a predicted model, not a curated record.
AAAAAAAAAAAAAAAAAAGUGAAUGCAACGUUAGUUAACCCACACUUUUCAGCCGGCCUCUAAUGUGAGUGCAAACGAAAUUGAAGAAUUUGUAAAGCUGAGGGUUUCAAACCAUUACCUCUUCUCUGGAAGGAGAAAUACUUCCAUGUGGGCAUGGAGGGCCAUCCUGAAACAUAUGGGCUUGCAACACAAGAUGACCCAUAGUCAAGCAUCCAAAAAGUGGGAAAACUUGAAGAAGAGAUACAAGGACCUAAAGAACCCUCCAGAUGGGGUGAAAGUGUUCCCUGAAACGUGGCCUUAUUUCAAUCUGUUAGACGACGCCAUGGAGGGUCGACUGAAAGGCAGCGCCCCCAUCCUCAAAGCCCUCCCCACCAAUGGCGAUUUCUUACCCAUCUACAAACCCAAGAAAAGGAAGGCAUCCAUGGUGAUAAACUCCCCUGUGCCUUCGUUAGCAGGCGGGCCAGAGAUCGAGGUUUCCCUGAACGGAGACGAGGAUGAGGAGGAGGCACAGGACGAGGGAAGCCAGGGAAUGGAUCAUACCAUGGAAGAAAUGGAGCACGACAGGAACACAAUGGACAGCGAAAGACAGGCGAUGGAGAGGGAGAAACGGGUGAUAGAGAGGGAGCGGCUGGUACUGCAGAGGGAGAGAGCUGUGCUGGACAGGGAAGUCGCUGCUCUGGACCGAGACCGAGUCUCGCUGGAGAGAGAGAGGGCGACAAUAGAGAGAGAAAAGGCAGGGAUGGAGAGGGAGAGGGCGAUGGUGGAGAGGGACAGAGACGCUGUGAGCAGGGAGCGGCUGGCUCUGGAGCGAGAGAAAGCCAGGCUGGAGAAAGUUAAAGAAAGGACUGAGGAGGUUACAGAAGAGAGCAGCAAGGUGAACCAUGCAGAUGUCUUGGACAGGAAGGAGAGAUUCCUCAACUUGUUUGAAAAACUUAUUGAAAAUUUUUGAUAGAUUUUUCUGCACAAAACCUUCCCAGAAGAAACUUUCUGAACAGUUUCCACCUUGGUUGCAUCUGCAUAUAAUUCAAAAUGCACAUUAUACUUCACCUAAGUUGUCAAUGAAAACGUUGAGCCACUCCUGGUUCGGAGAGGUCUUCAAAACAACUUUAUUCACUUGUGGUUAUUCCAUACAGAGCACACAAUAGCAAGCUAUUAGCAUUAUUCUUAACCCCAUUCACAAUCAAAAUAAACACCCCCCCCCCCCCUCCCAAAUCAAACAAUAGUCUUUAUUUGAUCGACUCUAGACAUUAGAGUCUUUGCUAUUGUGCACGGUUAAAACAUCACUUUUUGAAAUGUAAUUUACUAAAUAUUGCAGUUCAUGUAAAAAAUAUUUUUUCAGAAUAAUAUAUUUUUAUAUUACAAUACAGACUUUACAACAAAUGAUUGUGUUUAAAUGCGUCUUUUAUUGCAUUAGAUAGUCAAUUUACCUUUCAUUAAGCUCCAGCUUCAAUAAGUUUAUGCUAGUAUACAUUUCCAAAAGUGUUAGAUUUGUCAUUAAUAUUAAUAUUAUUUUUUUAUUUUUUACAAAACAAACAUAUUUAAACAAUAUUACUGGUUGUAUUUCUUUGCCAGUCAUGAAAAGACAAUUAAACAGACACAUACAUGCCAUUUGAGGGUUUUUAAUAAACUGAUUUCUCCAAAUAC